AGAGCGAGACUCAGAGGCUCCGAACUCGCCGGCGGAGUCGCCGCGCCAGAUCCCAGCGGCCGGGCGCGGGCACCGGGGCGCGGGCAGGGUUCGGAGGCACCGCGCAGGUCCCAGGGCCGAGGCCGGGCCCCGCCACGCGCGCACACGCCCCUCGAUGACUUUCCUCCGGGGCGCGCGGCGCUGAGCCCGGGGCGAGGGCUGCCUUCCCGGAGACCCGACCCGGGCGGCGCGGGGCGCCCGCUCCUCCCGUGCCUCCGCCCGCUGCUCCGCUCCCCGCCGCCGCCGCGCGGAUGCCAAGCACCAGCUUUCCAGUCCCUUCCAAGUUUCCACUUGGCCCUGCGGCUGCGGUCUUCGGGAGCGGAGAAACUUUGGGGCCCGCGCCGCGCGCCGGCGGCACCAUGAAGUCGGCAGAGGAAGAACACUAUGGCUAUGCGUCCUCCAACGUCAGCCCUGCCUUGCCGCUCCCCACAGCACACUCUACCCUGCCGGCCCCAUGCCACAACCUUCAGACCUCCACACCGGGCAUCGUCCCGCCGGCGGAUCACCCCUCGGGGUACGGAGCAGCUUUGGACGGUGGGCCCACGGGCUACUUCCUCUCCUCCGGCCACGCCAGGCCAGAUGGGGCCCCUGCCCUGGAGAGUCCUCGCAUCGAGAUAACCUCAUGCUUGGGUCUGUACCACAACAACAACCAGUUUUUCCACGAUGUGGAGGUGGAAGAUGUCCUCCCCAGCUCCAAACGGUCCCCCUCCACGGCCACGCUGAGUCUGCCCAGCCUGGAGGCCUACAGAGACCCCUCGUGCCUGAGCCCGGCCAGCAGCCUGUCCUCCCGCAGCUGCAACUCAGAGGCCUCCUCCUACGAGUCCAACUACUCGUACCCGUACGCGUCCCCCCAGACGUCGCCAUGGCAGUCUCCCUGCGUGUCUCCCAAGACCACGGACCCUGAGGAGGGCUUUCCCCGCGGGCUGGGGGCCUGCACGCUGCUGGGUUCCCCGCGGCACUCCCCCUCCACCUCGCCCCGCGCCAGCGUCACUGAGGAGAGUUGGCUGGGUGCCCGCUCCUCCAGGCCCGCGUCCCCGUGCAACAAGAGGAAGUACAGCCUCAACGGCCGGCAGCCGCCCUACUCACCCCACCACUCGCCCACGCCGUCCCCGCACGGCUCCCCGCGGGUCAGCGUGACGGACGACUCGUGGUUGGGCAACACCACCCAGUACACCAGCUCGGCCAUCGUGGCCGCCAUCAACGCGCUGACCACUGACAGCAGCCUGGACCUGGGUGACGGCGUCCCUGUCAAGUCCCGCAAGACCACCCUGGAGCAGCCGCCCUCGGUGGCGCUCAAGGUGGAGCCCGUCGGGGAGGACCUGGGCAGCCCCCCGCCCCCGGCCGACUUCGCGCCCGAAGACUUCUCCUCUUUCCAGCACAUCAGGAAGGGCGGCUUCUGCGACCAGUACCUGGCGGUGCCGCAGCACCCAUACCAGUGGGCGAAGCCCAAGCCCCUGUCCCCUGCGUCCUACAUGAGCCCAACCCUGCCCGCCCUGGACUGGCAGCUGCCAUCCCACUCGGGCCCGUACGAGCUUCGGAUUGAGGUGCAGCCCAAGUCCCACCACCGAGCCCACUACGAGACGGAGGGCAGCCGGGGGGCCGUGAAGGCGUCGGCUGGAGGACACCCCAUCGUGCAGCUCCAUGGCUACUUGGAGAGUGAGCCGCUGAUGCUGCAGCUUUUCAUCGGGACGGCGGACGACCGCCUGCUGCGCCCGCACGCCUUCUACCAGGUGCACCGUAUCACGGGGAAGACCGUGUCCACCACCAGCCACGAGGCCAUCCUCUCCAACACCAAAGUCCUGGAGAUCCCACUCCUGCCGGAGAACAGCAUGCGAGCCGUCAUUGACUGUGCUGGAAUCCUGAAGCUCAGAAACUCCGACAUUGAACUUCGGAAAGGAGAGACGGACAUUGGGAGGAAGAACACACGGGUACGGCUGGUGUUCCGUGUUCACGUCCCGCAGCCCAGCGGCCGCACGCUGUCCCUGCAGGUGGCCUCCAACCCCAUCGAAUGUUCCCAGCGCUCGGCCCAGGAGCUGCCUCUGGUGGAGAAGCAGAGCACAGAUAGCUACCCGGUCAUGGGCGGAAAGAAGAUGGUCCUGUCCGGCCACAACUUCCUGCAGGACUCCAAGGUCAUUUUCGUGGAGAAAGCGCCAGAUGGCCACCACGUCUGGGAGAUGGAAGCGAAAACCGAUCGUGACCUAUGCAAGCCGAAUUCUCUGGUGGUUGAGAUCCCGCCGUUUCGGAAUCAGAGGAUAACCAGCCCUGUUCACGUCAGUUUCUACGUCUGCAACGGGAAGAGAAAGCGAAGCCAGUACCAGCGUUUCACCUACCUUCCCGCCAACGUCCCCACCGUGGGUUUGAGCAGCACCGAGUUUAGCACAGAUCACGCGUCUCAGAGGCAGAAGAAGGGGUGUGUGGGGAGCAUGCCUGCCCUUCACAGGCGGGAGGUGGAGGCCCCCAGGACCAUGGCCACAGCAUGAAGCCGGUGGGGUUGAGCCGCUCCUGCUACCUCCUGUCCACACCCCACCUGGCAGCCGGCCGUCCUGUCCUACCAGCCGCGCUUCUGCCUCGGUCAGCCUCAGCUCCCCUCUCAGCUCCGUGCCCGGCGUGGACGUCUCUCCUGGACCCCCGCCCAGUGUCCCGGCUGCACCCUCCACCCACCAUCUGCCCCAGCAUGGCUCAACACAGGCCAGGUUCCCCAGGCUCGCCCUGGGCACCAGCCUUCGCCCGUCCUCCCUCUCUUUGCCUCUGUCGUCUCUCCUCUCCUGGACGUAGCGCCAUAGUCCCUGGGUGACCAUCCCAGGCCCCCACGAGUACACUGACCAGGCCUCCAGGGACUCCCCGGCUCCCUGUCACCCCACCUGGUCCUGAGGGCUAUGACCACAACUUGCACCAGACUGUGAGCCCCUCAGGCAGAGCCCCCAGGCUGCCGCAGGGCGAGAUCCCCGGUGUUGACACUGUGCCUACCUCGAGGCCACUGUCAUUGUGGUUCUUAAAUAAAUAAACGAAUGAAUGGAAACCAGCACCCACGUAUCCGUGUUCCGUCCGGCGUCCCCGCUGCACCUCCUGCCCCUGCAACCCCGGCUGGGUCUGAGGACGCCAAGGCCACUCCAGGACCUUCAUCCUCCGUGCUGUGCAUCUGUGUCUUGGGGUCCAGCUCGGAUGGCUUCUUCCACGGGGUCUGAGAGAUAGUUGCCAGCUCUGCUUCCGCAAGACCUGGAGUGGAGGCAGGACGGGUGGGUGUGGGUGGAGGACAGCAGGUUAGCAAGCCGCGGCCAGACUCAAAGCUUCUCUUGGUUUACUUUUUCCCUUUUCCACACUGUUGUGUGGGGGGUUGUUCGCAUUCUAGGUUUCCACUGUGCCAGUGAGCUUCGGGUCUGUGCGCCCGGGGGUCACGGCGGUGAGGGGCAGACUCUUGGGGUCGUGAAAUGUGCUGUUGAAAUGCACAAGAUGACAAAAAUGAACCCACUUAAACUCCAGCUGUGGAAUUCCUUUCAUGUACACAUUUGUAAAAUCAAGUCUCAUUUUAGGUUUUCCUUCAAAAUUGCCAUCCCCACAGGCAGGACAGGGAGGCAGCGCGGGGAGGCUGCACGGGGGGAGGUGGCGCAGGGAGGCGGCCCAGGGAGGCCGUGACCUGGCGUCUCUCCUUUCAAGUCAGAAGGUCUCAGCGGUCAGCCUUCGGGAAUCACGCAUCUGAGUGCAGAGGGCCCCGGGCUCAGGUGGGGCUGAGCCUUUGGUUGAUGGUCUGUGAUGGGGCCCAGAGGGAGAGUUCUCUUCACCCUCCCUAGCGGGACCAGGCGUUAAAUGGGGAAGAGUUCCCACCAGAAUGUAUCAGUUCCAUGAACGGAGCGGGCACAGACCUCGAGGAGUCCUGCCGGCCGCCCCUCCUGACAUCCCAGGGUGCUGCCCGGUGAGCAAAGUGAAGAGGUCGUCUGCAAUUAAAGAGGCUGGAACACACGCGCCCACAGAGAGGCUUCCUGAGCAGCUUGUCUGUCACUGUUUUUGUUUAACUGCGGCCUGAAUGUAAUCCCCCGGAAGGCUUGUUAGGAGGGCUGAGGGAUGAUCUGCUACCAGGAAGCUUCGCAGUUCCAAGAGGUGAUUCCAAAAUGUCAGCAUUGUAGGUGGAGAGAGGCGAGCCCGGAACAUGGGGACCCUGCCCAGGUCUGGUUAGAAGGCGGCGUCCGCGUGGCCUGAAGCUUGCGUGAGGGGUGCACUUACACCCCCAGAUAGGAGCAGGCAGUGUGGGGCCACGGGCACUUUGGAGAAAGAAAACCAAGUUACAAACUCCAAAUUACCUGCCAAAGUCAGUAUUUUUUUAAACAAGAAAAUAAAACAUGACAAAUCACCGGGCCUUGUCAGGUCUUUUUGUCUGAAGUCGUUUUAGUCGGUUACCUGGAAAUGCUUCCAGGGCCCCAGGGCUGGGGACAUGGAGCUCUUCCCCCAGCAGUGCCGAGGAGAAGCUGCUCCCAGCCCCAGGUCCCCGUGGGAACACACAGCCAGCCCUGCCUCUGUGGGGGUCCCUUUGGUGGCCAGAGCCCCCUUCCUCGGGAUACGCGGUCCAGCUGAGGGUCAUCCGGUGACAGGGAGUGGCUGCUGUGAUAAUCCAGGCUCAGAAACAGCUUUGACCACAGAACGCGAUGUCCGGGGUGCGAGGGCGUCGGGACGGAUCUGCCUCGGGAUCUGGGGGUCUCUCACGGGGGAUGGGCAUGGGCCCCAAGACCAGACAGGAGCCAGCUGGAGACUCAAAUGUCACGAAGAACGGUAGAUGCGCUUCCCGCCCCCGUUACUCACCAGCCGCUCUGCUGGCCCUGCCACGAUGACCUAGGCCUGAGAAUCUUUCUGCCUCAAGGGGUAGAAAGGGGAAUAGAUUCCAUUACUUCCCUGUUUGCAAUGGAUUAUUAAAUCUAGCAAUAGCUGUGGCAUUGGCGAGGUGUUGGUACAAAGGGAGCCGGGGUCCUGUGGCCUUGGGUCCACCCCAGUGAAAGUCAUUGGAGGGAGCUGCUCAGGGAGUGAGCCAUGGGGUGGGGGAGGCUGUGAAACUGAGGUCCCCGUGCACAGAGCGCACCACCCAGGGUCAACAGCUGGGGGCGUGUCUCCGCUGGCACUUCCCAGGCCACAGAACCGGCCCCUCUAGGAAGCCUCCUCCAGAUGGCGUGGCCCAGGCCCUCAGUAAGCUCAGCUGGGGCUGCGUGAGCUGAGGGGCUCAGAGCACCCUGCAAGGGAUCCUCCUGGUUGCAGACAAGCAGUCCUGGGCCACCGCCCGACCUCCACGCCCUCCUGCUCAGCCCAGCAGCCUCCCCUUCCCAGGGUUUUCCCAUUCUGCCUUUUCCCUGGACUUCCCGACUCACUUUGUCCAAGUCCACUGCACGUAAAGCUUGAUCCUGAGACAGUGAAGUUCGUGAGGUCUCUGCAGAUGCUCAGCGGCCCCAAAUCGCGCUUUCGUUGCCACUGGCCAACAGCACAGCCUGGGUGGGCCUUGAACACCUGUGGCCUCUUCCUCUCCCCUCCCCUCACUUGUAGGCACCCUGGGGCUGGGCCUGAGCUCGGCUCUCACUGCAAAGUGAACCUGCCCAUUUCAGACACCCAGGCAUGGCUCCCAUGUUCCCUCAUCUGAUCCCGCCAUCAUGGCAGCUGCCUCCCAGCUCCUGACAACGUCAGGUCAGCCCUGGCCUCGCGGUGCUCUGGGUUUCAGCCUUGAGAUGCUUUCCGUGUGUCGGCUGUGGGCGCCUUGAUGCACCAGGGCCUGGUCGCAGGUUCUUAAAGCAGAGAUUCUGCUGGCACCCCUUGUGCGCCCUCCAAGGGCCUAAAACGCAGACGACCCACACUCCGUGCCCCGUCCUGCGCAGGAACCAGGGUGGCCUCCCCUUUCUGCAGCUUGUAGGGGUCAAGCCGGGCCCCCCACACUGAUGUUUCAGCCCAGCUCUGCCCCAGCUUCGAAGUCCUACCUGAUUUCAAACAGAGCAGAUGAUACUGACAUUUCCAGCCCGCGGUGUGGCCUGCGCCGCGC
This is a messenger RNA of Cercocebus atys (sooty mangabey), 6046 nucleotides long. RefSeq names its product nuclear factor of activated T-cells, cytoplasmic, calcineurin-dependent 1 (gene NFATC1). The record is from RefSeq and is a predicted model, not a curated record. Gene Ontology annotation, biological process: calcineurin-NFAT signaling cascade; regulation of transcription by RNA polymerase II; cytokine production. The transcript is spliced from 9 exons. Gene Ontology annotation, cellular component: transcription regulator complex. NCBI's taxonomy places the organism in Eukaryota, Metazoa, Chordata, Mammalia, Primates, Cercopithecidae. Gene Ontology annotation, molecular function: DNA-binding transcription factor activity, RNA polymerase II-specific; transcription factor binding; RNA polymerase II cis-regulatory region sequence-specific DNA binding. Bases 291 to 2519 code for a protein of 742 amino acids.